AUGUCUUCACAAGCUCGUCGAGAGCGAGCCAUGAGUGAUCGAGCACAAGCGAUAACUGCAGCCCCUCCGCAGCGACCCGGAAUGGGGAGUCGGACUUCAUCAGCCCCAUCAGGUGCAUUACACAAGUCGGAUCCAGGCCGCAGGUCGGGACCGAAUGUUGGACACACCCUCAUGGAAGAAGAGGAAGGACCUUCGGAUGGGAGCCGCAAUGCGCCGAAGCGAUCCCGCUCUCGGCAGCCCGGCGACGAGGAACCCUCCAAACCCGGUCUACCGGAAGUGACCAUCGCCGUCGUUGGUCAGGAUAAUGCGGGCAAAUCGAGUUUCAUCAAGUGUGCCUUGGAUAUGAAGAAUACCCCGUCAUCUUUCUCAACGAAGAAGAAGAUGUCUCUGGAUGGCUCGGUAUACAUGGUUCGUUUGUUGGAGAUUGAACUACAGAAAGUCACUUUGAGCCAAGACCAAAGUAUAGUCUGGCCACGACUGGAGAAGGACACUGCGCCUCCCGUUGUCGAUGGUGUUUUGUUGCUUCACGAUGCUACCCAAGCCGAUAAUUUCGACGAGGCCAAAGAACUCAUAGAAGACAGCGAAUUGGCUGUGGUUCACGAGCGGCACGAGAUCUACCGAACAUCGCCCGACUCACCCCGAUCGCAGCAGAUGUGUAUCGCUUUGGUCUUGCGAGCUGUUAUAUCGCAUCGAGCAGACCUCGCCGCUUCGUCUGACCGUAAUCCUAAUCCUCCCCUUUCCCCCGCCCCGCCGCGGACGACCACAAAGUCCUUUCAACCCACUCCUCCCCACGACUGGCAUCACUCCCGAUCAAAUUCAUCAACCCCCACCGCCAUCUUCACCGGAGCCGCUGGCGGCUCGACAAUUUCAGUCUCGGAUCGUGUCGAAGGGAACAGCGGUCACCGUCUGCACAGCGAACCGGCCAUCCCUUCUAGUCUGGCGCAACAGCAUGCUUCUAGUUUAUCGCGAAAUGCCAGGAGUAAUUCUCAGCCGGUUCGACCGCUCACCCCGCCAUCUGGCGCGCGACUGAACAAUCGUCGACCGUCCGCACAGCUAGACAACUCCCCGACUCUGGAAAACUGCCACCAACGUACCCCGUCCGCCUGGCGGCAGAGUGGAGCCUCCGACGCCUUUAAUAGCUUCUUGAACAUGGAGGACGAGAUAGAGAACGGGCAAGCCAUGCCCCCGGACAAUGUCCUGCGCCCGAAACCCAGCAGCGAGAGCAAUUCCAGCGCAGAGUCGGGAUUCAGCUUUGACGAACUGGUUGACCGUCUUGUCGCACAACCUAUGUCCAAACAAGACUCGAAAUUCGUCUCCAUAUUUUUAUGUCUAUACCGAAAAUUCGCCGCCCCCGGGGCUCUCCUCAAUGCUCUGAUCACCAGGUUCGAGAAGAACGAAACUGGCAACAGUGACCAACUCGCCCGCAUGGCAGACCAGCUGCGAUUGCUCAAUGUGAUUGCACUGUGGGCCUCAGAUUAUCCCGGCGACUUUGCCCACAACAAAACUCGCAAACGAAUCAACGACUUCGUGGCUACUCUCGAGAAGAGCCACUUUUAUAUGUUUGCAGCCAAAGAGAUUGGGUCUUUCCUCGACUCUAAUUCCGAAGAUGACGAUGCGGGCUGGGCCUUCAGCGAUGGAGAUGCUGAUGAUGCCAGCCCCACAGAAACCUUCUUCGACAACUCCGGACGGAGUUCGCCGGCCCCGUUCCUGACAGGCACAUAUGACGAUGGCGACGACAAUGACGACGAUGAGGAGGAAGAUCCCAUUUACAGCAUGAGCAAUCUGGACCUUAGUGAUGGUCCACAUGACUCAACGUCACGCCUAUCGGGAACACUAUCCAUUUCAUCAAAUACCGACAAACCGUCUGGUACAAUGAACCAAUCAUUUUCGCUCUUGACUGUGGAGGCUUCGCAAAAGGAAGCCCUGCGCCUAGAACUGAACUCCCGAACCAUGCUCACGAAAAUCCAAUGGCGAUAUUUCAUGGAAACUCCCGAUGAAGAUUUUGCGCGAGAGUUGACUCGAAUCGAUUGGAUAAUGUAUAACUCAUUCCGACCCCGAGAUCUCGUGCGGCAUGUGAGUUUAUCGGGCGUGGAGAAGGAUAAGAUCAAGAGCUUGCAGAACGUGAAUAGGAUGAUCCGACAGUUCAAUCAUCUUGCCUUCUUUGUGGCAAGCAUGAUUCUUCUUCGUGACAAACCAAAGCACCGAGCGAGGUGCCUGGAGAAGUUCAUGUCGAUCGCCGUCAAACUCCGCCGUCAAAAUAAUUACAACUCCUUGGGCGCACUUAUUGCUGCUAUCAAUGGUACCCCUGUCCAUCGUCUCACACAGACACGGGAAUUGAUUCCCAUCCAAAACCAGAAGGAUUUCAUGCGCCUUGUCAUCCUUAUGAGCACCCAGCGAAGUCACUUCGCUUAUCGCCUCGCGUGGGAGAACUCUUUUUCCGAACGCAUUCCUUUCCUCCCGCUCCAUCGCCGUGACUUGGUUUCCGCGGAAGAGGGCAACAAAACAUUCGUCGGCGAGAACAAGUCCCGUAUCAAUUGGAAGAAGUUUGAGGUCAUGGGCGAGGUAGUCCUUGGUAUCCAACGAAGUCAACAAUCACCUCAUCCUCAGGCCCAAAAGUUUGACGAUAUCGAAAGAAUGGUCCUCGACUCGAAGUUGUCGGGCGACGAAGAGGACUUAUAUGCCCGCAGCCUUCAAGUUGAGCCAGCCACCGGCAGCGAGGCCAGCCGGAAAAACACCUACCGCGCCCUCCUCCGCGAGAUCCCCAAGGUGUCAAAAUCCACCCCAUCGCCAAUCCACGCCCGCCUCAGAACCCUCUUCCGCUCCGAGCCGCAAACCGCCUCCACAAUCAAGACAACUUCCCCAGCCUCCUCAAUAGCAGGGACCAGCGGCACGGACGCAAUUCCCUUCUCCACCCCGACCACAAACGAAGAACGCGCUUUGCGCUUGCAGGAGGCUGAGCAGUUGGCGCAGUAUGCUCGCGCGCAGCGCACCUAUGCGUCCCUGUUGGAGCGGUAUAACCCCGGGAUGAACAUGGAUGAGGAGGAGAAGAUUCGUCUUACGGCCCGACGGGUUGGUAUGGAUUUGCCUGAUUUGUAUGAAUCUGAGAAAAAGACCGAGUGA
Molecule: messenger RNA, 3120 nt
Organism: Penicillium waksmanii
Lineage: Eukaryota; Fungi; Ascomycota; Eurotiomycetes; Eurotiales; Aspergillaceae
Product: putative Ras guanyl-nucleotide exchange factor RasGEF
Exons: 6
Coding region: 1-3120 (1039 amino acids)
Biological process (GO): positive regulation of GTPase activity; Ras protein signal transduction
Cellular component (GO): plasma membrane
Molecular function (GO): guanyl-nucleotide exchange factor activity
Source: RefSeq, a predicted model, not a curated record